This is a messenger RNA of Pyricularia oryzae 70-15, 2801 nucleotides long. Its product is annotated as nucleolar GTP-binding protein 1. NCBI's taxonomy places the organism in Eukaryota, Fungi, Ascomycota, Sordariomycetes, Magnaporthales, Pyriculariaceae. Gene Ontology annotation, molecular function: GTPase activity; RNA binding; GTP binding. The record is from RefSeq and is a predicted model, not a curated record. The transcript is spliced from 6 exons. Gene Ontology annotation, biological process: ribosomal large subunit biogenesis. Bases 144 to 2123 code for a protein of 659 amino acids. Gene Ontology annotation, cellular component: nucleolus.
CGCCGCUCACAGAACUGCAGACAGCGAGCGACUUUGUGGCUGACGCUGGACUUUGCGACCACAACAACAACCCAAGUCCAACUCAUAUUAAGCCCGCGAUAAACAGGCCUACGAACUGCCUGUAUCCUCACGGACUCGUCAAAAUGAAGACCACCUGGAAGGAUAUUCCCCCGGUACCGACGUCUCAGGAGUUUCUGGACAUUGUGCUCAGCCGAACGCAGCGCCGACUGCCAACCCAGAUCCGUGCCGGCUUCAAGAUCAGCCGUAUUAGAGGUUUCUACACGCGCAAGGUCAAAUUCACACAGGAGACCUUCUCCGAAAAGUUCGAGGCCAUCCUCUCGUCGUUCCCCCGAAUUCUCGAUCUGCAUCCUUUCCACAAGGAUCUUCUUAACACACUCUACGAUGCCGACCACUUCAAGGUUGCCCUCGGUCAGGUUUCGACCGCGAAGCACCUGAUUGAGACCAUCUCGAGAGACUAUGUCCGUCUUCUCAAGUACGGCCAGUCGCUGUACCAGUGCAGGCAGUUGAAGGUCGCCGCUCUGGGUCGUAUGGCGACCAUCUGCAAGAAAUUGAAGGAUUCUCUGGUCUACUUGGACCAGGUCCGCCAACAUCUCGGUCGUCUCCCCUCUAUCGACCCCACCACUCGUACGCUUCUUAUCGCUGGUUUUCCCAAUGUCGGAAAGUCUUCUUUCCUCAAGAGUGUGACAAGGGCGGAUGUGGAUGUCCAGCCUUAUGCCUUCACGACCAAGAGCCUUUUUGUGGGUCAUCUCGAUUACAAGUACCUCAAGUUCCAAGUUAUUGAUACCCCUGGAAUUCUCGAUCAUCCUCUGGAUGAGAUGAACACUAUCGAGAUGCAAAGUAUCACGGCUAUUGCGCACUUGCGCUCAGUCAUUCUCUACUUCAUGGACCUGUCGGAGCAGUGCGGAUACACCGUUCAGGCCCAAAUGCAACUAUUCAGGAGUAUCAAGCCACUUUUCGCAAACAAGAUUGUCUUCAUUGUCGUCAACAAGAUCGACGUGAUGAAGCCUGAGGACCUUGAUGCCAAGCUCCAGGAAGAGCUCCAAGCUCUGCUCAAGUCUGACGGUGUUGAGAUGCUGCAGCUGUCAUGCAAUACUCAGGAGGGAGUCCAGGCUGUUAAGAAUGCGGCAUGCGAGAAGCUCAUUGCCGAAAGAGUGGCACAGAAGCUGAAGGCGGGCACAACGUCGAGCGGUGCUGCGGGAGGCCGUCUUGCCGAUGUUAUGGCAAGAAUCCAUGUUGCCCAGCCCAUGGGCGGCUCGCAACUCGAGACCUUUGUUCCCGAGGGUAUCAAGCAGCUGAAGAAGUACGAUAAGGCGGACCCAGAGAGGAGGCUGUUGGCACGUGACAUUGAGGAGAUGAACGGCGGUGCCGGUGUCUUCAAUGUGGACCUUCGAGAGAAGUGGAUCCUGGACAACCCGGAAUGGAAGUACGACAAGAUCCCCGAGGUCUUCGAUGGCAAGAACGUUUACGACUACGUCGACCCAGAAAUCGAGGCCAAGCUGGCAGCGUUGGAGGCCGAGGAGGAGAAGCUUGAGGCCGAGGGCUACUACAACUCGGACGAGGAGAUCGUCGACGACGAGGAGGAAGAGGUCAUGGCCAAGGCCGAGCUCAUCCGCGAGAAACAGUCGAUGAUCCGCAACGAGGCCAAGAUGAAGAAAUCGCUCAAGAACAGGGCGAUAAUACCACGCAAGGCGACCAAGAAGUCUCUGGUGCAAAUGGAGGACGCUCUGGACCAACUUGGUGUCGAUACUACGGACAUCACUGCCCGUGCUCGCGCCCAGUCUCGUCCCAGAGGCCGGUCGCUGACCCGCAGCCGUAUGGGCACUGAGGAUAUCGAUUCCAUGGACAUUGACGGUCGUGCCAAGACUCCUCGCGAGCGCCUGCGGUCCAAGAGCAGAGCCCGCAGCCAGCCGGCGACGGACCGCAGGAACGAUGGUGUUGCGGACGAGUCGGUGCGGACUGCUGCCGAGAGACAAGCGAAGCUGUCACAGCGCAAGAUGAACAGGAUGGCAAGGCAAGGAGAGGCCGACAGGCAUGCCACAGCAUCCAUCGCCAAGCAUUUGUUUUCUGGAAAGCGCGGUAUGGGCAAGACCCAGCGCCGUUAAUGAGUGUCAUGGUGGUAGUAAUACACAAAAGUACUCUGUCUGCUCUGGAGUUUCGGAGUUUCGGUGUUUCACUUCUAACGACCGCAGUUUGUUUGGGUUGGGCUGGGCUAAAUUGACUGUUCAUUGCGGUGUGCUUCAUCUCAGAUAUAUCAAACUCUUUUUCUUCCCCCAAAAUGCAGAGAGAAAUGCACGACCGCUUUGUUUCAUGUUACAGCUCGGUGCUCAUGAACUCAUGAACUGCUUCAUGUUGUUGAGAAAUGACUUGAGUAUUUUUGGCAUGUGUGCGGGGCGCCUAUCAACCUACCAAUCUAGGGACGGGUAAAGUACGCAAUGAUAGGGGUGGUUUGGUCAUGUCGUCGUACAAAGACUGUCCGCCCGGGCACCCAGACUCGACGGAACAAUUGUGCAAAGUGUCGGGAAUAGGACUGGCGCUGACGGGCAUUAUGGGUUCCGGAACAAGCACUUUUAACAAUAGGCUCAGAGUCACUUGAGAAAAGCACACAAACCUUCGAAAUCAGAUGGGGAUAUAUAUAUAUGCAUGCUCGAGAAAAUUGCUAGCCUUUUCUUAUUCUGCUUGCUGAUUGGCUUCUUAUUCGGCCUCGAGCUCAAAACCUUCAACAUUCAUAUUCAUCAUCAUUAUGAACAAUCUACUCAUCUCCAGCAACCUGCAGGUCCCUG